AGCCGCCGAAGCCUCCCUGAGCUCCCAGGCAGGGGGCAGAGCUGGCGGCACAAGGGGGGGGGCCGCCACUGGCGGGAGAGGACGUUUAUCUUCUCCCGAUGGCCGCAGAGGAGGCCAGAGCCGGAAGCGGGGAGGACGGUGAGGAUGUCGAGAACACCAUGGACAAGAGGGAGAUGGACAAUCAAGAGCUGCUUCGAGCGUGCAUGAGGAAUGACACUGAAGAGGCCAUGAGGCUGCUUGAAAAGGGUGCAGACCCAUGCUUCGAAGAUGACAGACAGUGGAGUCCACUCAUCUGGGCUGCCUCGCAUGGGAACGAGGUGCUGACAAGGUUUUUGCUUCAGAAGGGCGCUGCGGAUGUAUACCGGUAUGACGAGUCACAGGGUCAGGUAAGGAAAAAGAAGCACAGCCCGUUGCAUUGGGCCGCAUUCAAAGGCCAUGUGAAGGUUCUCUGGCUGCUCAUGGCACCACCACAUAGUUUAUCCCAUCACGAGAAAGAUGCAAUCGGCAAUACGGCUCUUCACCAGGCAGCAGCAGGCGGCUCUCUCGAAUGCACGAAGUGCUUAAUGGCGCAGGGCGUUGAUGUGUUCGCCAGGAAUGACAGAGGGCACACACCAUUUGCGCUCUGCACAAUGCCUGAGGUCCAAGAAUUACUCAACAAGGCUAUGAGCCAGACUGCGUGCAAGGCCACCGGGAAGCAGUUCUCCUCCACAGUGUUGAGGUAUUUGUGUUCAUCGUCAUUGGACUUGUUUUGCGAGUCCGCAGUCACGCAGAUGCACGUGUACGAGGACCCAGAGUCAGAAGAGAAGGAGAAACCCGUCACGUGGUGUACUGAGGUGAAGAACAUUGUCCAAGAGGCGGAACACCAGCUCGACCGCGCCAUGCACCUCAAUCAGCUCGAUACAAUCACUGCUGCCCUAGCGGCGGCCGAGGGCAAGCCAGUUGAUUGCCAGUUGGUGCACAAGUGCGGGCUUCGCAAGGCCAAGCUAGAGUCCGAGAUUCAGCUCACUGAGGCGAUGCAAGUGCAGGUGGUGGAGAAGCUCGAGGAGUUCAACGAAACUCACCAGGCCCUCUCCCAAGCCAUCGACAAUGCAGAAAUGAAGCAGGCGGACGCGGACCGCGUCGAAGCCGCGAAGGCGCUCCGCAGGAAGCUGUUGUCCGAGGCCUCCCUGAUCCGCGCCCUCGAGGGACUGCAGAAGACCACCGUGGGGCACAUCACCAUGGUGGAGGAGCUCACCAGCGCCGCCCGGGGCGACGGGGCCAACGAGGAGCUCCUCGCCAAGGCGACGAGGCUCAUCGCGAAGCUGAAGAGCGAGCGCGAGGUGCAGCACCGCAUCGCCGAGACGGCGCCCCUCUGCGAGAUCUCCUCGUGGAAAGAGGCUGGGGCCAAGGAGAACUUGCCCCCCUGGUCUCAGGAGACGACUCAGUUCGAGGACUUCCACCUGGCCUACAAGAGCGUGGUCGAGACGGCGGACAAGGACGAGAUCGACCGCGAGCUGAUGCAGUCGGCCGUGACGCAGCUGCAGGCCAUGGAGCUGCUGCUCAUCGAGAAGAAGCAGGCGGAGGAGGAGAUGAAGCUGAAGGCCGGCAAGAAGAAGGGCAAGAAGAAGUAGGCACCGGCGUCGCCCUCGUGGCCUGAUGAGUGCCUCCACGCUCCGACGGCGCGCUCGUUCGUGGGCGUGGGGGCGUGCUGAUCGAUGGACGCCCGGGGAUCUCGGGGUUGGAUUUCUCGUGGAAGGUCUCUUCUGGCCCGGCCCGGACUGUAGUUCUCGUGUGUCCUUUUCGGGGAUCCAAAUGCGUCUGGCAGCUCUUUCCGCUCACGUUGCCAUCCUUGCCGGAAUCCCCGCAGGAGGCACCGAGCAGUCGAGGCCCCGGCGCAUUUGCGUGCGCCGAUGCUGGAGGUACCUCCUCAUCGUAGGGCAACUCACUCUUCCCCCUCGUCCCGCUCCCAU
Messenger RNA from Prorocentrum cordatum, 1949 nucleotides. The record is from the annotation of a GenBank genome assembly. NCBI's taxonomy places the organism in Eukaryota, Dinophyceae, Prorocentrales, Prorocentraceae.